UAUUCCAAGUUCGGGUGUCAUGUAGUCAUGGAGUGAAAGCGUUCCUUUUUUUAGAGAGGAUUUAUCAUUAAACAGUCUCCGAUUUCUUUUAUUAUGUCUGUAUAUUUCAAUAUAUCAGGCUUAUUUAAUAUACAUACGUCUUGAUUGUAAAAUAGUGUCAUGAUUUACUAUUUGUUAAAUUGGCAUGGGUUGAAGAUUACAGAUCAUUUCAGAGAAGCUAGUUAAAGUUGCAAGUUAAUUGAAGUUUUUAAAAGCUCAAUACAUUUGUACGGAAUGCCGGUGUUGUCAGCUAAUCAAGUAACGUUAGCUGAAGUCCUUCAAGUGAAAGGUUCCCCCUUAAACGAAGAAGAAAUAUGGGCUGUACUGAGUCAAGCCAGUAAAGCAAUCGAAAAAAUUUUAGCCAAAAGAGAUGGCAAGAAGUUUGGGCAACCUUUAUUUACUGUAUCACCAGAAUCAUUGAUAUUAUCCAAUCAUGGAGAUAUUGCAAUCAUGACUCCAGUCUUGAGAGAUCAAACAAAGCAAGUGACUUAUACACCUCCUGAGCUCAGUAUCCACAAUGUUUCCCCCAGUGAUGGAGCUAUAGAGAAGAUGUAUGUGUAUUCAUUGGGAAUGACUUUGUACUUUGCUGCUGAGUAUUUAUCAAUUCCGAAUCCAUCAAAGUUGGCUAAUUUGAGUGUAUCUUUGAGUAAACUUUUGCUAUCAAUGUGUGAAGAGUUGGCAAGAACACGUUAUUCAUUAAGACAAGUUUUGGCAGCUUGUGGUAGUCAAUAUGGGCAAAGGUUCUAUUAUACAGUCAUCAAGAGUUUAGUUGUCUUAGUUCUAGGGAAUAAUACACCUGAGCACCCAUCUCGACAAUUGAAUUCAAUGUAUCCCUCUAGUCUUAAACUUCCAGCCCCACAUUUGGGAAACCAUAUAUCUUACAGCCAUCGUACUGCUAAACUAAUGACUGGUUCAAAUAAUCAUACAAUGACAUCAGCAGAUGAUCAGCCAGAGUAUCAAUCUCAAAAUCGUUACAUGACAAACAUUCCUCAUACUCUUGAUAGAUACAGAAAGUAUUUGGAAAAAGCUCGACAUCAGAAGACAUUGGUGUCCCCAGUCAUCCCUGAUCACUCCAUCAAACUGUCUUGCAACUCCUAUGGUAGCAUGCCUGCUAUGAGUUCUCAACUUAUGUCAACUGCUUCUCAUCAGCCAGGAUAUGAUAGGACACGAUUGUUAGAUGCGAACAAAAGAGGGUCUGUGGAAGAUAUUCUGAAUCAUACUAACACAAGACAUAGGUUUAAUGUAGGAUUGAAAGAGGCAAUGACAGCAGACCAUUGUAGUGACAGCUCAAGUGACACAUCAUCUUUCUCAGAUCCUCUCAAAUCCACCCUCAGCUCUGCUCGCUCAUCCUCAGCUGCCUCUUUGAUGGAAGGCAGUUAUGCACCUUCAUACUCUCUUGACAAUCUGAGGAGUGACAUGUGGGGUAGUAUGCCAUCACUAAGGGAUAAUGCAGGAUCACAUCCUACCAAAGAAUGGCAUCGUUUGUCUACUGGGGAUCUUACAUCAUUUUCACAAUUUACGAAUAAUUCUGAUUCACGUUACAUGGACAAGAAACAACAACGGUGUGAUAGUUUUGGUCAUAAGAAGUACCAAUCAGAGCAAAAUUUGUUCUCACCAGGCCCUAUUGAUAAAGAGAGAAGAAAGAAAAAUAUACCAAAGUCAAAAUUACGAAAGUUUCUCGGUCCAGAGUUUCUUCAAGUUUCGAAAGAUCCUAACCAGUCCUUUGUUGACAUCCCACCAGAGACACGUUCAGGUGCACAUCGUCAUGUCACGGUCGUCAUGCUAAAUACACAACGUCUGCAGAUUGCUGUUGAGAGUUCUGCUAAAGUAGAAGAUCUUUACACUCAAGUACUUAAGUAUCUUGGCAUCACUGAAAAGAUAUAUUUUGGAUUGUGCAGGAUAGAAGACGACGAAAGUUUGUUCUUGGAUUUUGAGUCGAAAUUGUCGAAAUACGCUCCUGUUGGUUGGAAGGAAAAAUCCAAAAAAUUAUCUGGGCGUUUUGUGCUCUAUUUUCGAGUGAAAUUCUAUCUAGAAAAUUUGGCUCUGAUUCGACAUCAAGUCACGUGUCACCAGCUUUAUCUCCAGCUACGCAAUGACGUAAUUAAGGAGAACAUGUAUAAUAACACAGAGCUCGUCGUCCAAUUGGGGGCUAUUGCUUUGCAAGCGGAGUAUGGAGACUACAGCAAGGCGAAAUUUGGGGAAGGUUAUUUUCAACUCGAACAUUAUGUUACGCAAUCGGUUAUAUUGACAACAAGAAAGAAGCAUAUUUUUCAGAGACUGCGUGCAUUGCAUAAACUUCAAUAUGGCCUUAGUGUUGAAGAUGCAGAAAAAAGAUUUAUCGAAUAUUCUCAAAAAUCUCCCGAUUACGGAUUGUUAUUGUACCGUAGUCAGCUAAAAAAUAAAGAAAAACAGGAGAUUUAUCUGGGCGUAAGCGCGAGAGGAGUUACAGUGUUUGAGCUAAAACACAAUAAAAGGAAACCGUUCGAAAGACAUUCGUGGUCGGCAAUUAAAAAAGUCGCAUUCAAAAGAAAGAAGUUUUAUAUCGAAUUUCCAAUGUCAGAACAUCAAAAAAACAAACUGACGUUUCUCAGUCCUUCAUAUAAAAGAUCCAAAUAUUUCCUACAUCUCUGUACGUCCUUUCAUCGUUUUCAAACAAAGAUGAAAUCAAGAUUAUCGAUAAUGUAUGACGCAUUGCCUCGUGAUGUUAAGCAAAGUGAUCAACCCAAAGAAGUAAAUCCUAAUAACAUCGAUAAACAGAAUGAAAUUUCUUCAGAGAUUAGUGAUGUUGAUGACGAUAAUAGUAAAGUCUCGUGUAUUGAAAGUGAUUUGACUGAUGAAGUUGUUAGAGGGAAAAAUUUACAUACUCGUUCCUCUCUUCCUUAUGUACUAAAUUCCUCACCAUUGUCUCCUUUGAACCAUACAUUAUCUUCACAAGACGAGGCAAGGAGGACCGCCGAAAUCAUCAUGUCUCCUGAUAGGCGAGUGGUUUUGAUAAAUCUUAAAAAGGAUUCCAGGGGAUCAUUAGGUUUAACAGUUGUUGGAGGUGAAGAUACACAACGUCUUCAUUAUGGUAUUUUUAUCAAGAAGAUAACUUCAGGCAGUGUUGCUGAACAAGAUGGUCGUCUUAAAACGGGUGAUCGGAUCCUUGCUGUAAAUGGGCAAAGUUUAGAGUAUGUUAGUCAUAAUGAUGCAGUAAAGGUUUUAAAAAACUCUCCGGUUGACGUUGAACUUUUAGUGUCUCAGAGUAAAACUGCGUAUAAUAAUAUUGACAUGCGUGUAUUACGCAGUCCAGCAGCGUCCCAUUUAUCCCUCAUGGACAAUCGAAUGUCACCUUAUCUUGCAAGUUUAAAGGACAAUCACGAUAUUAUCGAUCAGAGUAACGCAGAGAAAUCCAUUUCUCAAGUCAAUAGAAAUCUUGAACAUGAUUAUUUAUCGAACACUACUAACCCGCUUCAUAUAAACGACUCUCAAGCUUUUCAUCCGACUUCUCAUGCGUCGUUGGUAAACUCUACAACUGUAGCACAAGGGACUUGCCUCCGAAGUGGAGCUGGAACGCCAGUCAUAGAGAAUAAUGGAGUUCUGAUUCGAUCGUCAUCAAAUCCUGAAUAUGGCGAGGAAAGUCAGGGGUCUUUCAAAACAUCAGUUAAAAAAUUACCCGUUCAAGCUCAACGUCGAAUAGUUAUCGUAAAAAUUUAUCUAGACAAUCAACAAACAAAAGAAGCAGAAACUCAUCUAAAAAGAAUGUUGAAAAUAAUAAAAUCAAGCAGUCUAAACUCGAACUUCAGUCCGCAUCCGAAAUUGGAACAUAAAACAUAUCAAGAGGAGAAGAAAACUAAUUAUUUUGUUGUGAAGUUAAAGAAAAUCUCUGGUAGUCUUGGUUUGAAUGUUACGGGUGGAAUCAACACCAAUGCAGUUGAUGGAGGAAUAUUCGUCAAAUCUCUGUAUCCUAAUGGUGCAGCCGAUUUGGACGGUCGUAUUCAAGUUGGACAUAGAAUUCUCUCUGUAAACGGUGUCAGUUUACAAGGAGUCACACAUAAACAGGCAGUGGAAACGCUCAAGCGUUCACCCUUUCACACAGCUCUUGUUCUUCAAAACUCGCCUGCCGAAGAGAUCAGCCAAACCUAUAAUGUUUCUAAUGACAAUAUGGAGCCUGAGAUGUUUAAAGUCGUGCUGAUGAAAGGAAUAGGAGGACUGGGAAUGAGCCUUGUCGGAGGCAUCGACUGUUCCGAGGAAUAUGGAGAAAAAAUACGAAUAAAAGCUAUGUUUCCUGGUCAACCUGCAGAGAACAGCGGAAAACUUCGUGUAGGGGAUAUUAUUAUGGCUGCGAAUGACGUCUCUAUGAUAGGAAAGAGCCGUCGUGAUGCAAUUAAUGUGCUACGUGAUCAACCUUCUCGUGUUGUGUUAUCAGUGAAACGUGACCCGGCCUCGAUACCGUCAGGAUUGCUCAGGCGUGGUAGCUUCGCUGAGAACCUAGAUCCAAAUGAAGUUCUUUCAGCUAUGAGUUCAAGGCUACAGAGAAAUGAUUCUCUUCAUUCCACGGUCUGCGAAGAAGAACCAGGGACGAAGAAAGAUCUUGAUCAAAUUGAAAAUCGCGAAAUUAAGAUGGCUCAUGAUUCAGGUGAUGUUAAUGACGAGUUUCUUGUUAACCAUGGUCAUAUCGAUGAAAGUGAUGAAGAUAUUUUAAUGGAUAAGAAAAGGAUAAAUGUGUACACAAAUGGUUGGUCUAACCAAAAUACGUCAACAAACGACUUGACACUAGACAAUCUGUCAUUGCAAAAUGACGGCAAUGUGUCAUUAACGUCCAAAAUAGACUCUCGUGUUUCAAUUUCGUCGGAGAAAGUUCCUCCUGUUUUAUCGUCUGUAAAUUCCAAUCCUUCAAUGUCAGAAAAAGAGAUGAUAACAGCAGAGGAAGUUAUUACAAAGAAUAAAGUAUUUUUGGAGGCUCAACACCAUUCGGGAGUAAAGAAUUCAGCCAGUAGAGAGGAAGAUAUUUUUCUUAAAGCGAGAGAACGUCUUGCACCUGCUGAAAAGGUUUUGGACGUCGUCCUUCACAGAGGUCCAAAUGGUCUUGGUUUUACUUUUACUGGAGGAGCGGAUACAGUUGGAGGAUGUUUUGUGCGAGAGAUAAUUGGUGAUCCAGCAAGAUCUGAUGGUCGACUCAGACCUAAAGAUGAAAUUGUCAUGGUAAACGGUCAGGAUAUAACGAACAAGAAACACCUUGAAGCUGUCAAUGUUCUGAGAGCAACAAGAAAUGAGGUUCAUCUUGUAAUUCGGCGAAGACCAGACAAAAUAAAAAGUAAAACUAGAGGUGGGCUUGAUGUUAGAACCAUCUCUCUGAUCAGAACGACUCGAGGUGAUAUAGGUUUAACCUUGGAUCAAGAUAAUGAAGGUCAUAUCCAUGUUUUUGAGGUAAUACCUGAUGAACCCGCAGCAAAAGAUGGAGGACUAAAACCAGGAGAUGUAAUAUUAGAGAUAAACGGCAAGAGAGUUGAUGGAACUGACCUAAAGUUUGCUGUUGAAUGUCUGGAGCGCGCUCGUCCAGUUGUUACUCUAGUUAUUCAUCAAUUCCAGAGAGAAACCGAAUCAAAAUAUAUUCUACUUUCACCCACAGAAUCUGACCGUGAAGUGCUGCAUGAGACGUCGUCAGUUGAAAAUAGUAAUAUAUAUGACUUAGACACUCGGGAACAGCUGGAUUCAGAUAAUUCCGAAUGCCUUUUAUCAAACGUUAUCCCUUCAGAACAUGUGACUGCAGAUGAUUCAAUUGAGACUCAUGAUGUUGAUGAAGAGGGGUCUAUAAGGGAUGUUUUGGAAUUACAAGAACCACGAGAAGGAGCGACGUCAUUGCUUCCUAAAAUGCGUGAAAAUGAACUUGAAAAACACAAUGAAAUUGAUGAAGACGAAGAGGGAUCUAUCAAGGACGUUUUGGAAUUACACGAACCACGAAAAGGAGUGACGUCAUCACACUCUAAAAUGUGUGAAAAUGAACUUGAAAAGCAUAAUGAAAUUGAUGAAGAUGAUUGCUUGAUGAAGGAAGAACAAGUGUUUACAACAUUAAAGAAAGGUCCACGAGGACUAGGCUUCAGUUUAUUUGCAGAUCAAACCAUUUAUGGUACUCCUGGGCUGUUUAUUCGUAACAUCCAGGAUAAUAGCGUUGUUGCUGAAGAUGGAAAAAUUCGAGUUGGAGAUCAAUUAUUAAAGGUCAAUGAUAACGAUGUUGAAACUCUUGACCACGGUGAUGUCAUCACGUUAUUAAGGAGUUUGUCUGGAGUAGUGACGCUUCAUUUGUUGAGAUUAAAACACGUUGAAGACAAGUCAACGUUGCCUAGUGAGAGCAAAAAGCAGGCGACAAACUUAUCGGAGAAUAUUGGAGUGUUAAAUACUAUGAAUACAAACUCUGGCCAAAUUGAUAAGAACGUUAUCACUGAAACAAAGGAUGAUGACUCUACACCUUCGGGUAAUGAUGUGUCAAAUACUCAGGAGAAUUGGCCCCAACCUCCCACUUCAUGCGAGAUCGAAUCAAUGAAUAUGGCAAGAGAAGACAGAGAGGAUGACUUUGCUCGCACAAGUGACGAUGAAGCAACCAGCGUAGUGUUUAGUGGUGAUGAAUUUCUUGAUGAAUUAGAAAACGUUCAUUACACAGCUAGUUUGCUAGAUGCAGAAAGCGCGAGGAACAAUGUUUGGUCAAAGCGUGUUGAAAUUGAAGAAACUGCAGAGGAAGGAACAACUUCUGGCUCUUUCAUUCCUCCAUCUGAUGGUACUUUGAAGCAACGUGAGGAACUGUUAUCCCCUAUUACCCCUGAGUUAUUCCCAGAGUCGUCUGUCGCUCGAUCCUCAGCACAGGAAACAUUCGCAGACAUCCCUCCAUCUCGGUCACCUCCGUUGGAGGAAGAUCUCUCCUCUAUAAGAAGUCGCAAAGUUUUUAUGAGAGAUACGUCGCAAGAAAACAGAACUCUGAGAGAAAGAUUCGCUAGAGUUGUGGAAGAAGAGAAUAUACACAGUUCUGAGUUUUUACUGAGACCAUUAAUUAAUCUCGAGUCGAACUCAUCAAAGCACACUCGACCUUUACUUCAAGUCCUGGGUACGAGUGAAUUGUACACUGGUAAGAGCCAGCUCGAGAUCAUACGAAAAUUGCAAGAUGACAUUUCAUCUGGAAAAGCUGCUGAGAAAUUUCAAGCCCUUCGCGAUAUAAAACCAACUGACAACUGUCCAAGUGGCAAGAGAGCUUUGAACAAAGAAAAAAAUCGCUACAGAAACGUUUUACCAUAUGAGAAAACACGUGUGAUAUUAAGUGGAGAUGACCAACUGGACUAUAUUAACGCCAAUUUUAUUGAUAUUUCUAUUGGCUCGGAGACAUUUCACUACAUUGCAACGCAAGGUCCGUUGCCCAUAACAACUAGUGACUUCUGGAGAAUGGUGUGGGAACAGAGAUGUCAGGUUAUUGCGAUGAUAACUCUUGAUAUGGAGUGUGGAAAAGUGAAAUGUCAUCGUUAUUGGCCUCAAUCAUCUGAACUUCCGGUUAAAGUCAGUCCAAGUCUUCAAGUGUUUUUAAAGUCUGAAGAAAGUGAAAGUACCUACUGCAUCCGGCGGACCAUGACCAUAAAGGAUGAUGAAGAUAAAUCAUUGGAUAUCGUUCAUCUUAAUUUUAAUUCUUGGCCAGAUCAUGGUGUUCCCAAGUCAGCAUGUGAUUUGGUCGAAUUUGUGAAGCAAUGUCAUAGUUAUGCCAGUGAUGGACCUCGUAUUGUUCACUGCAGUGCUGGAAUAGGACGAACGGGAACGUUUUUAACAAUUGAUACAUGUAUGAAACACAUUGAACGAGGUUAUGAGUUUGAUAUUUUCGAUAUUGUUUGUAAAUUACGUGAACAACGAAGCGGUAUGAUCCAAACUAAGGAUCAAUUUUUAUUCUGCUAUCAAGCUUGCGUUGAAAUUCUCACAUCGUUAGAAAAUGAAAAGGAAUAAAAUUAUUAUUAAAUUUGUAUGUACAUGUUUCUUUAUAUAUGUACAUAUUUCCUAUUGAA
Messenger RNA from Xenia sp. Carnegie-2017, 8054 nucleotides. Its product is annotated as tyrosine-protein phosphatase non-receptor type 13-like. The transcript is spliced from 54 exons. Gene Ontology annotation, cellular component: cytoskeleton. Gene Ontology annotation, molecular function: protein binding; protein tyrosine phosphatase activity. Gene Ontology annotation, biological process: protein dephosphorylation. The record is from RefSeq and is a predicted model, not a curated record. Bases 274 to 7995 code for a protein of 2573 amino acids. Lineage: Eukaryota; Metazoa; Cnidaria; Anthozoa; Malacalcyonacea; Xeniidae.